Messenger RNA from Rotaria socialis, 1755 nucleotides. Lineage: Eukaryota; Metazoa; Rotifera; Eurotatoria; Philodinida; Philodinidae. The record is from the annotation of a GenBank genome assembly.
AUGUUUUCACGUAUUGCUGCUCCUUUAACUCGCCGUGGUUCAUUAUUUCUUCGGACCUCGCGCCUGAUUUUUCCUUCGAAUUCCUCUCGUCGUCUAUUUGAAUUACCUCGGCAUGGUGUAAUUCGUCCAUGGUACCGUCGGUUUUGGCCAUUAACUAUAGCAUUUACUGUGAUUUCAGCUGGCGUACCUAUCGGUUAUAUUAUUUAUAGAGAUAGUCUUUUAGGACAAUUAUGGUUUAACAAAGCACAUGGUUCAGAAGAAAAUUUCGAUGAAAAUUCGGAAUCUGUUGCUCAGUCCGAACUUGAUACACUUCUUUCACAAACGCAACAAUUACUCGAUGCUGAACUAUAUUUAAAUCGUUCAUCGGCUUUUAUUGUACCUAUACGUUUAUUUUUUCGAACAAUUAAACUUGUGUUUGUUUUUACUCCUCUGAUUCUUUUUUAUGUGUUUCAAGACAAGUUUGCUCCGCAAUACUAUGAAAAAUGGUGUUUUGCACUGAAACGAUCAUUCGAAUAUUGUGGUCCAUGCUUUAUAAAACUUGGCCAGUGGAUGGCUACUAGACCCGAUCUAUUUUCUACGCAAUUUUGUUCAAUAUUUAAUGAUCUUCAUUCGAAUGCACCAAUUCAUACAGAAUCUGAAACAAGAAAAUUAUUACGUAAAAAUAAUAUUGACAUAGAAUCGUCGCCAUCUAAUUUUCUUUCAAAACCGAUAGCAAGUGGUGCUAUAGCACAAGUUUACAGAUGUCAAAUUAAAAAUCUUGAUUUAAUAAUGAAAGUUCGUCAUCCGGGCGUUCAAAAUAAAAUUUAUUAUGAUUUAAAAAUAUUAAAUAUUCUCACACGUUUAUUAACAAAGUUUGUAUCGAAACAAGCAUUCAAAUGGCUUAAUAUUGAAGAUAAUAUUAAGUCAUUUACUAAAAAUAUGUUAUUACAAACAAAUUUAAUGGUUGAAACCAAAAAUUUACGAAUAUUUGAAAGAAAUUUUGAAAAAUAUAAAUCAAAUAUAUGUUUUCCACAUGUUGAUCCAUCAUUACCAUCCACAAAAGAUAUUCUUUUUGAAACGUAUGAAAAUGGUCAACUAUUAAAUGCAUUUAUGGAAACAUGCACAGAUACAAAAGUUCGAAAAAAAUUAGCAUAUCUUGGUGUUAAUGCUUAUUUAAAAAUGCUCUUUGUUGAUAACUUCGUUCAUGCAGAUCUUCAUCCAGGCAAUAUUCUUGUUCGUCUUGAUCAAAAUUCAUCUCAAGAACCAGUUAUUGUGUUCAUCGAUGUUGGUUUAACAUCUUCACUUAAUCGAAGAGAUAAAAAGAAUUUUUAUGAUUUAUUUCGUGCAAUAGUCAACUAUGAUGGCAUGGAAGCAGCAACAUUGUUGAUUGACCGUGCACCAAAUAUGGACGAAAUUGAUGAUCAAUCUAAAAUAGGUUUUCGAAAAGACAUGUCAAUAUUAAUUGAAAAUGUUCUUAAAACUCCUUUGAAACAACUUGAAGUUGGAUUAGUUCUACGUAAUGUAUUAGAUCUAUCGAAAAAAUAUCAUAUUAAAAUGGAAUCGAAUUUUACAACACUUGCUCUUGGAACAAUUAUUAUUGAAGGCAUUGGUCGACAACUUGAUCCUGAUUUUGAUUUCGUUAAUGCUGCUAAACCUUAUUUACAGAAAGAUUUUCGACUAGUAAAAAGUUAUUUAAAAAGAGUUUUUCAACAAAAUAUUGCUAAUACAUCGUGGUGGUCACGAUUAUUUCAAAACAAUAUUGAAAAUUCAGUUUGA